Pseudozyma flocculosa PF-1 is the source of this 1050-nucleotide messenger RNA. RefSeq lists its product as uncharacterized. Gene Ontology annotation, biological process: G protein-coupled receptor signaling pathway. The transcript has 2 exons. Lineage: Eukaryota; Fungi; Basidiomycota; Ustilaginomycetes; Ustilaginales; Ustilaginaceae. Bases 1 to 1050 code for a protein of 349 amino acids. Gene Ontology annotation, molecular function: protein binding; signaling receptor complex adaptor activity. The record is from RefSeq and is a predicted model, not a curated record. Gene Ontology annotation, cellular component: heterotrimeric G-protein complex; cytoplasm.
AUGGCGGCUGCCGGUACAGAUCUCCAAGAGAGGAUCGCCGCCGCGAGGCGAGAGGCUGACGGGCUCAAGGAAAAGAUCCGCGCCAAGAAGGACCAAAUGGCUGACACCAGUCUCCGUGCCAUGGCAAACGACAUCGAACCCUUGCCGCGGAUCGUCAUGAAGCCAAGGAGAACCCUCAAGGGCCACCUCGCCAAGAUCUACGCCAUGCACUGGGCCACCGACAAGCGCCAUCUAGUCUCGGCCUCUCAAGACGGCAAGCUCAUCGUGUGGGAUGCCUACACCACCAACAAGGUCCACGCCAUCCCGCUGCGGUCGUCGUGGGUCAUGACGUGCGCCUAUGCACCUUCGGGCAACUGGGUCGCCUGCGGUGGCCUCGACAACAUCUGCAGCAUCUACUCUCUCCGCGGCAAGGACCCGGGCAACGUCAAGGUCGGCCGCGAGCUGUCGGCCCACACAGGCUACCUCAGCUGCUGCCGCUUCCUCAACGACCAUCAGAUCCUCACCAGCUCCGGCGACAUGUCGUGCAUCCUCUGGGACAUUGACUCGGGCACCCGCAUCACCGAGUUCAACGACCACACCGGCGACGUCAUGAGCAUCUCUCUCAGUCCCAACCCCAAUGUGUUCGUGUCGGGCGCCUGCGACGCCCUCGCCAAAGUGUGGGACAUCCGCUCCGGCAAGGCGGUCCAGACCUUUGCAGGACACGAGAGCGACAUCAACGCCGUUCAGUUCUUCCCCAACGGCGACGCCUUUGCCACAGGCUCCGACGACGCAUCCUGCCGCCUGUUCGACCUGCGCGCCGACAGGGAGCUCAACAGCUACACCCACGACAACAUCCUCUGCGGUAUCACCUCGGUCGGCUUUUCGGUCUCGGGCCGCAUCCUGUUUGCCGGCUACGACGACUACACGUGCAACGCAUGGGACACGCUCAAGGGCGAGCGCGUCGGCGUGCUUGCUGCCCACGAGAACCGCGUGUCUUGCCUUGGCGUCAGCACCGACGGCAUGGCACUCUGCACCGGCUCCUGGGACGCGCGACUGCUGGUCUGGGCUUGA